Molecule: messenger RNA, 1494 nt
Organism: Scomber scombrus (Atlantic mackerel)
Lineage: Eukaryota; Metazoa; Chordata; Actinopteri; Scombriformes; Scombridae
Product: glucocorticoid modulatory element-binding protein 1-like
Exons: 10
Coding region: 1-1494 (497 amino acids)
Biological process (GO): positive regulation of transcription by RNA polymerase II
Cellular component (GO): nucleus
Molecular function (GO): RNA polymerase II cis-regulatory region sequence-specific DNA binding; DNA-binding transcription activator activity, RNA polymerase II-specific
Source: RefSeq, a predicted model, not a curated record
AUGGCGGAUGCUGAGGUCACUGUGUCUUCGGGGGAUCUCAUGAUGGUGAAGGAAGAGGAGGGGGAGUCCAGUGGCAACAACCAUAAGACUCAAGUCAUCCUGCACCUGCAGCCCAUCUUGCAUGGGGUAAAUGAUGACAUUGUUGACACCGGCACUACAGUCUUGGCCAUAGAGACUCACCAUGAUGAAAGUCAAGCAGAAGGAGAGGCGAUCGAGUAUGGCUACCCCAUCACCUGUGGAGAAAGCAGAGCUGUGUUACUGUUCAAGAAGUUUGUGUGCCCCGGAAUUAACGUUAGAUGUGUCAAAUUCAAUGACCAGCUCAUCAGUCCGAAGCAGUUUGUUCACCUGGCAGGGAAAGCCACCCUGAAGGACUGGAAAAGGGCCAUCAGACUGGGAGGGGUUAUGCUCAGAAAAAUGAUGGACUCCGGCCAAAUAGAUUUCUACCAGCAUGAUACCGUGUGCAGCAACACCUGCCGCAGCACUAAAUUUGAUGUGCUGAUCAACAGCACACGGCUUCCUCCAGGGACGUCAGUACAGCCGAGCCCAUCCUGCCUGGCUCUUGACCCUCUUGGAGGACAGGUGCCUCCCCUGACAGGAGAGGUUGUACAUGAUGCAGCAGAGGAAAAGGAGCCCUCGGAGGAUAAGUUUUGUACAACGGCAGAGUGGAGCCCUGGUCUAGCCAGGCCUGUAAACCCCACAACAGCCAAUGGACAUGCUGCAAAGAGAAAAAGGGCUGACAUACCUGAUGGAAUACUGAGCCUGUGGAAGGGUGUGUCGGACUCUGGGCUGAUGAGAGACGUCCUGUCCAGUCUCCAGACUGAAUUAUUAGCCACUCUUAAAGGAGUGGAGGUUCGCAGCAAGAAGGCCAACCUGCAGGAGACAGAUGCCGUCAUACUUAAUUCCCUUUGUGAGAUGUUUGGGCUUUUAGACUCAGUGAAGCAAGCUCUGGACCAGAGGCGCAGCCAGAAUGAAGAGAACAAAUUCCGUGAUGAGUUGGAUGAGAUCUUUGAGGAACGUAGGAAGCAGGGUAGUGUUAAAAAUACCUCCCACAAACACCUGAAACACCUUCGACCACAACGUCACAACCCAUCAAGCAGCCAAACCCAGAACUUGCUGUCACCAGUCAUCAGCAGUCCCAUGAUCCAGCCUCUCUCUGUUCUGGGUUUAUCUGCAGCAUCUUACACUCAGCUCACCAUAAACUCUCAGCAAUUCCCCCACAUCUCUGCCUCCAGUGGCCAGCGUCACCAUGCUGCAGCUGGCAGGACAGAAAGGGACGAUCAAAGUGCCACUCUGGAGAUGGAGCAUGAGCUGUGUGAGACAGGCAACCGGAAGAAGGAAACCUCAGGGAUCCACAAAGAGCAUGGACAGAGGACCAUUAUAGUUCAAGAAGGCCCUCACCUUAGAAGUGAGGUAGUAGAGGAGAGAGAGAGCUUGCAUGAUACUAAAAAGUUGGUUUUAGGAAAAAAGGCAUCAAAGAAAUAUAAAAUUAAGUAA